This is a messenger RNA of Amaranthus tricolor (Joseph's coat), 1462 nucleotides long. RefSeq names its product myb family transcription factor IPN2. Gene Ontology annotation, molecular function: DNA binding; DNA-binding transcription factor activity. The record is from RefSeq and is a predicted model, not a curated record. The coding region runs from base 96 to 1256 and encodes 386 amino acids. The transcript is spliced from 6 exons. Lineage: Eukaryota; Viridiplantae; Streptophyta; Magnoliopsida; Caryophyllales; Amaranthaceae.
UCCUAAUUUGCAUAUCGCAUUUGUUCGUAUUCUUGACACAAAGAAAGAAUCAAGUGAGAGAAAGUAGUGAGAGAAAGGCAGAAAAGAAAGAAAGAAUGUUCCAUCACCCAAAGAAGCUGCCUUCUUCUAUGAAUCCAAAUGAAAGAACAAAUACUUCCAUGUGUGUUCAAAAUGACUCUGGUUUAGUCCUCACUACUGAUCCUAAACCUCGUCUUCGAUGGACCGUCGAGCUUCAUGAACGUUUUGUUGAUGCUGUUACUCAGCUUGGGGGACCUGAUAAGGCUACUCCUAAGACUAUUAUGAGAGUUAUGGGUGUUAAAGGUCUCACUUUGUACCAUCUCAAGAGUCAUCUUCAGAAAUUCAGGCUAGGAAAGCAGCCUCACAAGGAGUUCAACGAUCACUCGGUUAAAGACCAUGGUAUGCGAGCGUCUGCCUUGGAGCUUCAAAGAUCAAGUGCAUCAUCCUCCGGAUUAAUGCGGCCUAAUAUAAAUGACAGUAAUGUACACAUUAGUGAUGCAAUCAGGAUGCAAAUGGAGGUCCAGAGGAGACUUCAAGAACAGCUAGAGGUCCAAAGACACCUCCAACUAAGAAUUGAAGCACAAGGAAAAUACAUGCAAAACAUACUAGAGAAAGCAUGUCAAACCUUAGCAGGAGAAACUAACAUGGCAGCUACAUCAGCAAGUUACAAUAGCAAAGGCAUCCCCAAUAAUACUAAUACUAAUAAUAACCUUCUAAGCAACAACAACCCAUCAACAAUGGCGGCAGCUGAUCAUCAUUUAGGUCCAUCACUUAAAGAAUUUGGCCCCAUGAAUUUCCCUUCAUUUCAAGACCUUAACAUCUAUGGCGGAGAUCAACCAUUAGAUCUUCACCAAGGUAUGGACCGUUCUUCAUCGUUUGAGAAUUACAUGCAAGUACCAAAUGAUAAUAACCUUUGCUUAGGGAAGAAGAAACCCGACCCGUUUAACAAUAAUACUAAUAAUGGAAAAAGCCCUUUUAUUUGGGCUGAUGAUCAUGAUCUUCGUCUUCAAGAUCAUCAUCAUCAUGAUCACCAAGAUCCAUUUAAGGUUGAUAUUCAAAUCGGCCCACCCGAUCAUCAAAUCGAUUCAAUUUCGGAGAUUUAUGAAUCAAAGCCAUUGUUAGGAAGUGAUAUUUCAGUUGGAGGAACAGAGAAGAAAUUUGAAUCAACGAAUAAGUUAGAUGGGUUAUCACCUACAAGACAAGGUACUACUAUGGGAAGAAACUCUCCUUUUGGUUGAAGUUUCAUAAUUUUGGUAGGUUUAAUUUUAAUCUAAGGUUAUUUUCUUAAUUGUAAUAGUGAUCCAUAUAUUUUUGGUUUCUAAUUUUAGUUAUUUUAGUAGGGCUUUUAAUUAAUGACUUCAAUGAUGAAAAACAUUAAUUAUACGUGAGAGAAAUGAGGAGAUACAUGUUUACAUAUAUAUAGUGUAUAAUACAUGAAUUUUAC